AUGACAUCCACAUCCCCCUCCACCUCCACCCAAACAACCUCCUCAGACCCCAACUCCGGCAUAGCAGGCUCCUCCAACGGCGCCGACACCGACGCCGGCGCAUCAGGAGGCUCCUCCAACAGCUUCAACCUCUCCAAAGGCGGUCUCGCGGCCAUCAUCGUCGUGGUCGCAUUGGUCGUGAUCGUUGGCGUCGCAACAACAACCCUCUUCAUAAUCGCCAAACGCCGGCAAUGGAACAUCCGCGCCUCCAUACGCCGUGCUUCUCGACGCUUCACGGGUCGUGGGCCACCAAGGAAUUCGAUCGAUAGGAGGAGUAAACGCGCGGGGUUUCAGUUGGAUUCGACGCCGGCGUCGAGGGGUCACAAGAGGGGCUUGAUGGUGGAGGUGAAGGAUGUGGAGAAGGGACAAGGAGGGUCUGUUGGUGGUGGUGGGGAUGUGCAGAAGCCGAAGGGUGCUAUGGAUGCGGAGGGGUGGAAGGGACGGUUGUGGAGGAAUGAUUGGAAGAGGUAG
Molecule: messenger RNA, 510 nt
Organism: Zasmidium cellare ATCC 36951
Lineage: Eukaryota; Fungi; Ascomycota; Dothideomycetes; Mycosphaerellales; Mycosphaerellaceae
Exons: 2
Coding region: 1-510 (169 amino acids)
Source: RefSeq, a predicted model, not a curated record